GACCAGUAGGUGUCACUGUUUCUCACUCGGUUGAUUAGAGUGGUUGCUAGGAUACCGGUUGACCGGAGACGCUAAUGUUUUCACUACACGCCAAAGUUAAUAGUCUGAAAGCGUUAUGACACAAAAGUUUGCCUAAAAAUGUCAGACACAGACGUAGAUCACGACGGGCAAAAGCCAAAGGGUGUUUUCUCCACUUUAAUGGCCGAUGGGUAUUGGCUGUACACAAAAGGAAAGUAUAAAAAGGCGAUACAAAGCUUCACGACGGCUCUGACUUUAAAGCCUGAUGACAAGACCUGCUUUGUUGGCCGAUCUAAAUGUUACCUGAAGAUGGGGCAAUCUGAAAAUGCUUUAAAAGAUGCAGAGGCUUCACUCGAAGAAGACAAGUCAUUUUCGGAGGGAUUGUACCAGAAGGCAGAGGCGUUGUACUACAUGGGAGAAUUUGAAUUUGGGCUGGUGUUUUACCACAGAGGACAAAAGAUACGUCCACAAAUACAGGAAUUCAGACUGGGUAUCCAGAAAGCACAGGAGGCCAUAGAAAACUCUGUUGGCAGCCCUUCCUCUGUGAAACUGAAGAUUAAGGGAGACCUUUCAUUUCUCAAAAAAGAUGAAGAGAGGGCCCCGCCACUCGCUGCUAUUCAGCAUCUGAUGCGCGACAAAACACUGCAGACCCAGAAGACCCCCAAGAGUGAGAAGACAACCAAACAACUGCUGGGAGAGUUUUACAGUGACAAGAAAUGUCUAGAAACCCUGCUUAAAGAUGAAGAUUUGGUAAAAGGUAAGACGAAAGUUGGGGAGCGACUGCAGGACGUCAUUCAGGGCUGCCUCACAUACCUCGACAGUUGCACCGAGUUCCAGGAGAAACCUAUCUGUGCACGGGAAAAGGAGCGUAAGGUCAUGCAGAAGAGAUUUAGCAAGCCCCGUCGUAGCGCACCUUGUGAACCGGCUCAGUUUCUGCUGAAGAGCCUGGAGGACAUCGAUGCAGAGUUGACAUCCGGAAAUGCAGAAGGUAGUCUCAAGAAGGCAGAGGAAGUCAUGAAGGUAGUGCAGGGCUGGUCCGAGAAGGAGGGGCCUAAUAAGAAAGAGGUUUUUGGCAGCCUGCACAGUUGUAUUGGGAAUGCCUUGAUCGAGCUGGGAGACAUGGACAACGCUUUGGCCCACCAUCAAAAAGACUUGGAGUUGGCUAAACGGUGCAAACUCCCAGAGGCAAUGUCCAGGGCGCUGGACAACAUCGGGCGGGUUUAUGCCCAAAUUGGACAAUUCACACAAGCCAUUGAGUUCUGGGAGAAGAAGAUUCCCUUGGUCCGUGGCGGUUUGGAGAAGACCUGGCUGUUUCAUGAGCUCGGUUGGUGUUACCUGGAGCUCGGUCGCUACGAAGAGGCCCGAGACUACGGCGUCCGUUCAGUCGAUGCAGCCGAUGAAAUUGCUGAUGAGAAAUGGCAGAUAAAUGCCAAUGUUUUGGUGGCGCAAUCAGAAUUGAAACUUGGAAACUUUGAAUCAGGUGUCUCCCACUUUGAGAGAGCCUUGACCCGGGCCAGACUGCAGGAGGACGACUCUGCCAUGAAUGUCAUUCAGAAGGCCCUCGAUGAAGCGAAGCAACACCUGCCACAGUGAGGACGUCCUCUGCAAGAUCUGCGGUGCUUGAGUUUUAAUUGAGAAAAGAUUUACAAAAGACAACAGUCAUCAAAUGAAAGUUGGUUAAACAAUAAGAGGCCAAUAAAAGUCAACUGUCAACUGA
This is a messenger RNA of Cottoperca gobio, 1735 nucleotides long. It is a transcript of the gene odad4, whose product is annotated as outer dynein arm docking complex subunit 4. The record is from RefSeq and is a predicted model, not a curated record. Gene Ontology annotation, cellular component: cytoplasm. The coding region runs from base 139 to 1611 and encodes 490 amino acids. Gene Ontology annotation, molecular function: protein binding. The transcript has 11 exons. Lineage: Eukaryota; Metazoa; Chordata; Actinopteri; Perciformes; Bovichtidae.